Messenger RNA from Gongylonema pulchrum, 387 nucleotides. The record is from the annotation of a GenBank genome assembly. NCBI's taxonomy places the organism in Eukaryota, Metazoa, Nematoda, Chromadorea, Rhabditida, Gongylonematidae.
AUGAACACUUGUGACACUGAUCAGCAUAUCUCGUAUGCCGCGAUAACUUCCAAUCCCAAUACUGAAAACACGAAUGCAAUAAGUGCGUUGCCGCUUCCUGUACCUGCGCCAGAGCUACGACAGCCAAACCAGCUGGAACCACUGUUCGCAGAGGACGAUUCCAGCGUUGAAACAGUGGACACUCCACCGGGCUCCUGGCAACUACUACGAAACGCUGGAUAUCAUGAUGGCGCAGGAACACAAAACCACACAUUGGUUUUGAACCAUGGCGAGGGUGUACAGUUAAGACGGCAACUGGAGCCGGGCACGAGUGGCUGGGGCGAAAAGCCUAUCGAUGAAACACAGCGGUGUCAUCCACAGGGUUUGUUUUGUUAUUUUUCCUGCUAG